Messenger RNA from Lates calcarifer (barramundi perch), 4041 nucleotides. Its product is annotated as Krueppel-like factor 6. Gene Ontology annotation, molecular function: RNA polymerase II cis-regulatory region sequence-specific DNA binding; DNA-binding transcription factor activity, RNA polymerase II-specific. Gene Ontology annotation, biological process: regulation of transcription by RNA polymerase II. NCBI's taxonomy places the organism in Eukaryota, Metazoa, Chordata, Actinopteri, Centropomidae. The transcript is spliced from 4 exons. Bases 221 to 1081 code for a protein of 286 amino acids. The record is from RefSeq and is a predicted model, not a curated record.
CGGUGGGGAAGUUUGCAGUGCGCUCUCGGACUUUUGGAGAGUUCAGUGUUGUGCGCUCUCUGUGCGUCACACGCUCAAAAUCUCCACUGGAAGCGCACGACUCCCGACUAUUAUACAUGCAAAUACAGCCAAGACUCCAGCUUCUCUUUGAACACAACAGGCUUCGUUUUCCCUACAAGCUUGAAUUCGCUUCUACUUGUGGCUGCAUCUUAGGAGUGAAAUGGAUGUCAUCCCUAUGUGUAGCAUCUUCCAGGAGCUCCAAAUUGUGCACGACACCGGAUACUUUUCAGCUUUACCAUCUCUGGAAGAGUACUGGCAGCAGACAUGCCUCGAGCUGGAGAGGUACCUCCAGAGCGAGCCCUAUGUCUCAGCCACAGACCUCAAAUUUGAGAACCAGGAGGACUUGUGGAGCAAGCUGAUGCUCGCCUGCGGGGACAAGUCAAAUGACCCAGACCCAAAGAUCCCCCACAUUAAGGAGGAGGAAGACAAUCAAGACAACCAGCAUGUCGACGCUGGCGGCUUCAACUCUGACGCCAGCAGCGAGGCUUCAGACAGCUCCGAGGAGCUCUCCCCUACCCUUGACUUCUCCUCCAGCUCUUUGACUGACAUUCUAGGCGACAGUGGCGAAGACCUGGGCUCUGCCAUCAUCAGCACACCGCCAUCCUCACCCGAGCUGAGCAAGGAGGGCUCUGUAGCCCAGGUGUGGAAUGGGAUACAGACUGUGCUGCACUCACCUGGGAAAAUAAGGACUGGGGGAAUGGAGAGGACCCUGGAGAGGUCAGGGCUGACCAGCGGGGAGGCGUCACCUGAUGGGAGGAGGCGGGUGCACAGGUGUCAAUUCAACGGAUGCAGGAAGGUGUACACCAAGAGCUCUCACCUCAAAGCACACCAGCGCACACACACAGGAGAGAAGCCCUACAGGUGUUCAUGGGAGGGCUGCGAGUGGCGCUUUGCACGAAGCGAUGAACUCACCAGACACUUCAGGAAGCACACUGGAGCAAAGCCAUUCAAAUGCAGUCACUGCGACAGGUGUUUCUCCCGUUCUGACCACCUGGCACUGCACAUGAAGAGGCACAUCUAAGAUGGCCUCCUUGUCGAGAGCUCUGUGGGAUGAUUCUGGUUGAUUGUCCCGACCUGUGGGGGAUCAGCGAGGCCGGUGUGUCCUGGGAGCGUUAACAGGAGCACCGCCGUGUUCCAGGCAGUGGAAAAACAUGAAGCAACGCAGGCUAUUAUUUGCACCAUACUUAGUGCCUCCAACACCUCGCUGUGGAGAUUGCUCUUGAAAGGCUUUUACAGAGGAGCGGGAGGGCGGGGAGAGACUUGAAAAAAAUUUAAAAAUGGGAAAAAUCUGGGCUGGAGAAGAUGGGAAGAGACUCUUCUGUAUGGUGUUCGACGCUUUUUUCCUGGAGGAUUACAAGACUCCUGUGGGGGUGCCGGUCCUCCAAUGACAGUGUGUUUGCCUGUGUGCAUGGGGACUGUGAGUGCCUGUGACUGGGUGCCUGUGCUGGCUUUAUGGAGCAGAUGGAGCUUGCAUUGUGGAACGCGAAUGAAUGAAUGACGUGGAGGGGAUGUUGUUAUGUGAGGGAGGUUUUUGGGGGGGAUAUUUGUUGUCUCUCUGAGAAUGAAUGCAAGCAAAAAAAGUUCUGUCUGUGCUGUUUGAGUCUAUUGGCUGUGGAGUGGAGUGGGGGGGGGGGUUGUUUUGUGGAGCUGAUUUUCUAGAGAGCGCCCCCUUUGUGCCCGGAGGUGGAACUACAGCUCCCUAUUCAAAAGUGGGAGGUCGUUUUGUUUAGUGCAGCUAUUAAAUGUGCAAUGUAUUACGUAGCCUGUCUCAAACCAUACACGCUAUAAAGCUCAUUUUGUUGUCCAUUGUGUAAGCUCUGUAUCUUAAAAGAAAAAAAAAAAACAACGGUUGUACACAAACAGUUAUCGCCAUUAUAACAGAAGUUGCAUGGGAUCUGGGGAUGUGUUGCUCACCUGUUUGCUUAUAGGACAACAAAAUUCCAUUCAAGAGCAGCUACCUUCAUAUUAUGCUAUCAUAGUAUUGUAAAAAAAACACACAUAAGGCAGUCAUUUUUUUAUUGAUAAGUUGGGGAUACCACUAUUGCUUGGCAACUGUCUUGACUAUGGGAUUUUUGUUCUUUUUUCUUCACUUUUGCUCUUCUCUUUUUUUCUAUCUGUAAAUGCACUGUUGACCUUACUGAUGCCUUAUGUAAGUGGCCUUGUCCUGUUAAAUAGAUCACUCUCUCUCACACACACACACACACCAAGCGGGGGGUUGCGAAUGCAGUAGUGCGUUAUUGAAUAGCUUUAUAAAGGCUCUGAUCCAUACAGUCACACCUUUGCCCUUUUUGUCUCGAGACAGACUCCUCUAAACUCCCAAAUAAUAGAAAAAAUAACUAUAUAUCAGCUUCAUAAUGACUGCCAUUUCUACAUUUCUGUGCAUUCUUUGUUGAAUAUAUCAAAACUAUAUCAGAAAUAAGUCAUAUUCUCCAAAAUUACCCAGACGUGAGACAGAAUUGUGGAGCACUUGGAAAAGCAAUUCAGUUUUGCAAUGGUUUACUACUAUGUAGUAUAAGAUGGUGCAGAUGCACGUACGUCAAGUGGGCUGUAACUUGCUGUUAAAGGUACAGAGUUUUGGAAACAUGUUCUCAUGAAAUGUGGCAUGCUCUGCCAGCAAGGUUCUGUCAAAUUAAGAUCAAAUCAAUUUAUAUCAGCUGAUGUGUCAAAGGCUUAGUCUUAAAAGACAAGGUGUCCUUUAGAGUAAUGACAACAUUCUCAAUCAUGAGUCUGUUUUGAUGUUGUAUGUUUUGUUAAGUCUCACCCUCAGGCUGAGUCUUAUCUUUACUCAGUCUUGGUUUAAACAACCCAUGAUCAGACUAAACGGUACCAAAACCAGUCUAACCAGUUCAGCUGAGCUGUGUUCAGGUCUAGAGGUUUCUGUCUUUUUCUACCGAUGAACUGAGAAGAGACUAGGACCAUAGUUUUGUCUGUACCAUUUUCACUAUAUGCAUGUUUUAGCUUCAGUUACAUGACUUCAGCACACUCCUCUGUGGGUUGAUAUAACUCUCUGAUCUCUCAUUUAUUAAAAUCCCUUCAGUUCACAAUUGGACAAACUCUAGCACCAUUUUCCUCUCUCUAGAAAACCAUUUUAAAGCCACAAUGUCAAUGUUUUGUCAAAAAGUAAGACAUAUGGAAGUGUUGAAAAAGAACGUGUCUGCUUAAAGAGUGUGAGUGAUUUUAAGUGGUCAUAGAACUCUGUGUCUGUCACUCAGUAGUUAACAUCACAGGUAGCCUUGUUAAAAGUCAACAACUGUACAGGUGAACCUUAAAGAACAUUAAAGGCCAAUGUUUCUUUUUACACUGAGAAAUGUCAAAAAUGCAAAGAUUAUGUACAUUGUAAACUAAGAGAAUUUUGUAUGGAAGCUUCUAUUUUGAAAGGAUAUGGGACCAAAAACAAGUGCAGUGUGUUGUUUCUACAUAUGAACCAAUAAAGACAAGAGGCUGAAGAAUUACUGUAAAAUAGACACACUCCAUUCUCCUUCAUUUGCUUCUGUAACAUCUUUGUUUUUGAUUUGACUGGAGAAAGGUAGAGCAAAUGUACAUUUUAAAAAGGCAUCAAUAGCACCUAUACCUGUGGCCUAUCAUCUUUCAAGAGGAAAAAAACAACAACAAAAAAAACAAAACAAAAAAAAACAACAAAAAAAAAAACUUUUCAGACGUGAAUUGUUCUGGACACUUGAAUUGUUCUAAUUUGCAUUCUGGUGCCCGCUAAGUAUUAUGUUUUUUUGUUAGUUUGUUUGUUUGUUUUGUUUUUAAAUUUGCCAUGUGAUCCUUCUGAACUUUUCAAAGACCUGCAAAGAUGCCCUAUCUUUAGCUAGAGAAUCUUUAUUGGAUAAACAUGGAGAUAAAAUAUGAGGCUCUAUUUUUGUUUGUUUUAUGUUAUAACAAGAUUUUUUCAUUUGAAAUUGUUUUGUAAAAUAGUUUCUGUAUGAAUGUAUUUUUUAUUGGAAAAUCGAUAAAAAGAAUUUAUUGAAUCUACAA